Messenger RNA from Fusarium sp. VM40, 3108 nucleotides. Lineage: Eukaryota; Fungi; Ascomycota; Sordariomycetes; Hypocreales; Nectriaceae. The record is from the annotation of a GenBank genome assembly.
AUGAAGCUCACCAUUGGGCUCAGUGCAGCCCUUGCAGGUCUUGCUGCUGCCUCUCAACAAGCCGCCGCCGAUGUCGCCAAAGUUUACAUCCUACGAGGAUCCCAUCAUAUCGAGCCCACGACGAGUCUCACCCCAAGCGAAGCACGUCUCAUCAUCCACCAGCGCCUCGCCCCCGAGGGAGAGGGCCCAUCCUUCCGCGAUCUCACAGAGUCCGACGAUGAGGAGCGCAUUGUGUCUUUAAUGAAUAAAUAUGGAAAGGCUCCUGCACCACUGCUCUCUGAUGAGAAGACCGCGACGCCGCGCCAGCUCGCUAUCACCAUUGAUGGAAUGCCCACUUUCGAGUACGAGUCAUUCUUUGGCUGGCUGUUCAACACACAGCCCGACUUCACCACGGAUGUGAAAAAGGAGAAUGGCGAACACCCCGACGUCUUUACUUCAGUUAUCGCGAAGAUGCCCGAGUGUCCCCUGAGCAAGAUCGCCGCUAUGGAUGACAGUUGCUUCGGUGGCGAGGCUGCCUUUGCGACAUACACCAGGUCCCAGGAUGGUGACCACCCCACUACUCUUUUGAACGAGCUUCCCAAGCUUCAGAAGCUCGCCGAGUCCGGCGAAUUGCACACUACUCUAGUGUUCCUCCCCCUGAACGCCAACCCCGAUUACGAGGAGAAGGAUCUUCGACGCCGACAGGCCGAGACUGUUAUAUCUUCCAUUGAGGAGGUUGUCGAGUCACCUGCCGAAACCUCUUCUGUCGCCGAGAACCCUAUCUUUUCCGGACGCCCUGGUGCUAUCCCCUCAUGCUUCAAGUCUGAGGAAAGCUGUAUCGAGGCUACUAAGAACUGUUCGAGCCAGGGUAUCUGCCAGAGCAGGUAUGGUAAGGGCAGCGACUCCUGCUUCGCCUGCCAUUGCCUCAGCACCAAGUCGGCUGGCGGCAGUGUUACUCACUGGGCUGGCGGCGCAUGCUCCAAGAAGGACAUCAGUGUCGAAUUCUGGCUCUUUGCUGGAUUCACCAUUGCUCUCAUUACCAUCCUCUACUUGGCCAUUGGUAUGCUUUUCAGUGUCGGCGAGGAGAAGCUUCCUGGAGUUAUCGGCGCUGGUGUGUCGAAGUCCAAUCGAACUGCUCAGAUAGAGGAAAGACUGAAUGGACUAGUCAAUCUUCUCAAGGCUGGUGGCCUGACCAACGCUGACCUUGCUACUGAUACCACUUGUAUCCCAACUGAAUCAGACCCUGCUGUGACUGAUCAGUGGAAACCUUCAUCAAAGGAAAGUAAUGCUUCUAUAACGCCAGAACCUACAGUCUGGUCUAUCCCUAGUACAUACAACUCAUAUGCUCCACCGCAAUGUGUAUGUCGACAGACCAGCGGAGAUGCUCCCCCUCCGCCAGGUUCAGACCAGGAACUCCUGAACGUCUAUCGAAAGGAAUUGCAAAUUCUACAUCCUUUCGUCAUCAUCCCCGAGGGAGUCACGGCAGCGAAGCUUAAGGAGGCACGGCCAUUUCUCAUGUCCUCCAUCCGCAUGGUCACAUCGUUUCGCAGUAUAAGAUCAAUGAGAGCACAAAUGUAUCAUCUCAUGAAACACAUUGCAGACCACAUGCUCAUACGGUCAGAGCGAUCUCUGGACUUGCUACUUGGAAUCAUAGUCAUAGUUGCAUGGUAUCAGUAUCAUUGUUUUAUGCACGCCCAGCUACACAAUUUAAUAGGCUUGGCUACUACUCUUGUUGGAGAGUUGGGCCUGCAUCGCAGUCCGACUGUUCUGGAGCGAACCAACUUGAUGGUUGUCAAACCACUACAACCUAACCCGCGCACAAACGAAGAGAGAAGGGCUUUAUUGGGAGUCUGGUACUUGUCCUCGUCCAUGUCACUUGGGUUCCUACGGAUAGAGCCGAUGCGGUACACCAAGUACAUUCAAGCAUGUCUGGCCGCUCUUGAACAGGAGCAGGAGUACGAGACAGAUUUACGUCUCGUUACGCUUGUCCGUAUCCAGCACUUGACGGAACGCAUUGCACAACUCAACUCUCCUGAUGAUGCAGCCGAGGAGGUUGCUGGCCUUCCAACAGCGCCAAUAUCGGCCUAUGUUUCUGCUUUCCAGAGUGAACUCGACAGGAUACGGAACGGACUACCACAUGACCUCAGGAAUGACAGGGUGAUAAACAUAUUCCUUAACACAGCGAUGCUCCGGUUAUACGAACCUCCUAUACUGUAUGCUUCCCGAAUCAGCUCCAUGUCAGAGUCCUUAACUGCCCCAACACUAGGAGCUCCUUCAGCUCUUGAUGUGUUUUACCAGUCAAGAAAUGCUCUUCAGAAGUUCUUUGACGAUUGGCUAUCGGUACCAGUCUCAGAGUUUUGCAAUCAGACCACACCGAUAGCUGCACAACUAGUCUAUGGGUUGACAAUGCUCGGUCGGUGGACAAAGCUCACAGCACCAAUCUUAACAAAGGCCCCAAUUCCAAUGCCCAAUGAUACCAGUGCCUCGAACCCGAACGUGGAACUUUACAAAGCGGACUCCGAGUACUCGGCGAGCGUUAGUCCAUCAAAUGUCGCUGUCUCGGUGGCGGGAUCUAGUACCGGCGAAAAGGACACGCAAACAGCCAGCCCCUUUGUCUUACGAGAAGGAACUGAACCGGGACUGCUAGCUGCCGUGGCGGCUCUUAGAUCCAAGAUUCAAAGCCAACCUGGACUCUCGCUGGAUAUCACAGGAAUCCUGUCUGCGAUAUGUUCCCGGUUCGAAGAAGCCAACGCAUCAUUUCAAGUAACCUCCGUGGAGCCCGGUACUUCGGAUCACAACAUAUGGAGUAUGAGUGCUAUCAAGGUUAAGAUCACGAGGGCCAAGUUGGAGCGUUGGGCUGAGAUAGUCGCCGCUGGCACUGAAGCGCUAAAGGUCAAUGAUGGUGACACACAGAUGGAAGAUCGGAGCCACAGCGAAAUCGGAAGCCAUGUAGAAGCCAGCAGGGGACCGAUGAGCGAUGAGUUGCCGACUGGUGGAAUCACAGAGGCAGAUUGGAAUCCCGAGCUGCAUUGGAACUCCGAUGUGCUUCAAGGUGUCGAUCCUUCAUUAUGGUUUGAUGGUUAUUUGGACUGGGGCGCUAUAGUUAUGAACUCCAUUGGUGAAUAUUGA